AUGAGUCGAGAUAAGGACAGGAAGAAAGGCUUCUGGAGGACCCUUUUCCGCACAAAGUCAACAGCAGCCCGCAACGGCCACGGCGGCGGCGGCGGCGGUGCCUUCUCGGACACUGAGGACAAUGGGGUUGUCCAGGGCGAGAGGCUGAAGCUGCGGCCGCGCAGGGCAAGUGAGGGUGACAACCUGCGCCAGAAGGCCAACCCAUCGAAGCACUUCGAGCCCGCCAACGGCUCUCAACCCCAUGCUCAGUCACGGAAUCGGCUCAAGCGCCCCGUCUCAGACCCUCCUCCGCCAAAGGGCAAAGGACGGCAAUUGCCGAAUGGGAAUGGGCCCUACAGCCCGCCCUAUACCCUGACCGAAUGGCCACCCUCCGGGUGCGCCAGCGACGAGGAGCUCAAUCUCGGCCACGCCAUGGAGCUCAUAUGUCGGGGCGUUCCUGCCCACAGAGGCGUCAAGAGGCCAAUACCGCAUCUCGCAGAUCAGUUCUUCUCGACCUACGCCACCACAGCCGGCAACAGAGGCGAUGCUACCGACGGCGUGAACCAGCACGACUCCAUGACCCAGCUCAUGACCAUGAGGCUGCAAGGGCCAGGACCUGCCACAUAUCCCUGGGAGACCAUAGAACAGCCCAGUUUCUCUUUCCAUUUUGGCGAACGGCCUGGCACGGUCACGUUGAAUCAAUGGGCGUCCACUGCGAGCGCGUACCCGCCGGCGCUCAACAUACGCGAUUCCGGUGUGCAGCCCCGCGACGUGGACCUGGUCCGCAUAUUCGGGAGGCUGAGAGAUCUGGAGGGUGGCCUUGAGGACGACGACCUGGAGUACAUGUACAAGAAUCUCUACAGGAAGCUUCUGAAGGACCCCGACCGAAUGCUCAGCCCGCACAAGACACUCGACAAACAAAUCACCGAUCUCAUCCUCGUUCUCUCCCGGCCCGACCACUGGAUCGACUUCUCAAACCCCAAAAAUCACAUCAUUACCAGAUUCAUCUUCGACACAGGACACGCGAACCAUGACCAAUACGUCAAGUUUUUCCACCAGCUUCUUCUUAGCAUGGAGCUGGAUCUGAGGAUACAUUCCAGGCAGCAUACAGAGUGGGCCAAGGAGAAACUCCUUGAGCAGCUCCCUCCUACUAUUCGAUGGAAUCUCGCCCUUUCAAGGAGAUGGCGGGACAACGUGAGGAUAGAGGCAUAUGGGAACACGGGAGAUCAAGUCAAAUUGCGCUUCAAACUCAAGCGGCGGCAGGUGAAGAUGAUCAAGCGUUUCGCGCAGAUGAUGAAGUGGCCCAACCUUGCCGAGACCCUCGCAGCGUUGAGGCAAGGAGAUCAGGCUGCAAACCUCGAUGCCGUCAGCUCCCAUGCCAUGGCCUUCUUCAGCGGCUUGGUGCUACCCGGGCCCACCUUCCCCUUCAUCAUGAUGAAUGCUUUGAUCGAUAUCGACCCGGACGAAGCCACAGACGACCUAGCUCUACUCAUCCACCUCAACCCCAACUGCGGUUUCCAGUACCGCAACAGCUAUACAUACUGGACCUCAACGUCGAUCGUCGGCAAGGUCCUUGCGCCAACGUGCCUCGAAGUCGCCGGCUGGGUUGGCCCCGCAAGGCCAACUCCCCACCUCAAGCGGUCACAGAUAGCGCGAAUACGAUCUCGGCGGCCUCGGCAGCGCCUCAAGUCCGACGAUGUGACCUCGAUGUCCGAACGAUCCGACCCGCUGGGCCCUCCUACCGAGGUAUUCCCCGUAAAGGAGUAUGAGCUGGUGCACCCCGAAGUCGACGACAUCGUCGAUACCGUCCGCAUCGAGAUGUUCACGCUCAAGCCCUGCGCGGACAGGGCAGGGGAGCCAGGGCCGAAGUGGUUUGACGCCGCGAUCCAGUUCGCCAUCGACGGGGUCUCGUGGCCGCUGAGGCUGACGUACGACGUGAGCUUCAUCCACGCCUGGCCGUGCACGGACGGGCCGCACCCCUUGUUCUUCGACUACGCCCACCAGACGGUCAAGGUGGACGAGAUUAUCGAGAUCCGCGACUGGGCGGGGCUCUACGGGCCGAAGAGCAGGGCGAGGCUGGACGGUAACGGUUUUGACCAUGGUUCGCGCAGCGAGUCGGAGUCGCCGGCCGGAGAGGGCUCGUCGAAGGGCGUCCCCGCGACGAACGGCCACAUCAAUGGCAAUGGCUAUGACAGAGAGGACGACGACGAGAAGGUCUUGGUGAUCGAGGCUUUCGGUGUGCCCGACAACGAGGUCCUCGCGAGGGCCUGGUGUGCUCACUGGGGCAUGAGUGCGGUCGUUGCGGUGAUCGGAAAGACCUGCAUGGCAUGCGCCAUCCGGGAGGCCUAUGCUGCAGCGUUGACGGUUCUCAUCCUCGUGGACGACCAGAGCGCCGAGUACGACGACUGA
Messenger RNA from Diaporthe citri, 2388 nucleotides. RefSeq lists its product as uncharacterized. Lineage: Eukaryota; Fungi; Ascomycota; Sordariomycetes; Diaporthales; Diaporthaceae. The record is from RefSeq and is a predicted model, not a curated record. Bases 1 to 2388 code for a protein of 795 amino acids. The transcript has 5 exons.